Acanthopagrus latus (yellowfin seabream) is the source of this 1666-nucleotide messenger RNA. Its product is annotated as complement C1q tumor necrosis factor-related protein 6-like. Bases 16 to 558 code for a protein of 180 amino acids. Gene Ontology annotation, molecular function: protein binding. The transcript is spliced from 3 exons. The record is from RefSeq and is a predicted model, not a curated record. NCBI's taxonomy places the organism in Eukaryota, Metazoa, Chordata, Actinopteri, Spariformes, Sparidae.
UUGUUCUGGCCCAGGAUGAUGGUAGUACUGCUGGAACUGGAGGGAAAUGCUGAUCUCCUGAAAGAGUUUGGUGCCAUGACAGAAAAUCUUAAAGCUAUGCAGACCAGGCUGACGGACAGUGAAACCCAGAUAACGGAUCUUAGGAAUAAAGAAAGAAUUAAGAUGAUCUUCAGUGCAGCAAAAGGAGACAGAAACAUAAACAUUGGGCCCUUCAACACUGACACAACUCUGAUCUACAGAACGGUGUUCACCAACAUUGGUGAUGCCUACAGUCAAUUCACAGGUGUAUUUGUUGCACCUGUUGCAGGUGUUUAUUACUUUUCCAUCUUCUAUCAUGCUGGAGGACGAUAUCGCGCAUCUUUAGAAAUCUACAAGAACAAUCAAGCCACAGUCAUGGCAGGUCAUAACCCGUCACAAUCAGCUAUCAAUGGAGGAAACGCAGAGUUCCUGCAGCUGCAGCCUGGAGACCAAGUGUAUGUGCGCCUGGCUAGAAACACAUAUGUUUGGGGAUCCAUCUACCAUACAACCUUCAGCAGGUUUUUGGUCACUCAAAUGUGACACUCAGCACACUGUAUAUCAACUCAAUCCUGCCUAAUCUAUAGUAUCAUGGAUAAAAGUAUCGAAACUGGGCAAGGAUUUCAACUUUCAACUUUGGAAUGAUGAUAUUCACCCCCCAGAUAUUGAAGCCUGUAGUUAGUUGAGCUCAUUGAUGAUCCCCAGAAGAUUAACCCACUCCUUCACUUGUCUGACGAUAAGUAUUGGUUUUCCUGAGAUGUGCUGUAGACAAUCGACUGGCUAAGAAGUUAAACACUGUUGAUUUUUAUGAUAACUCUUUUCUUUGACAUUACUCUCUCAAUAAACAUUUACAUAUCCAUAAUCUUCAGAAUGGAGCUGUAGUGUGAAGCUGAUUUCUGAGCAGAACGUGGCUGUGGACAGACGUUAGGUGGAAAAGAUGUUAAGAAGCUUGAUGCUGGGUAAAUUGUUUCAUAGAGGAGAUGUUAUUAUUCAGUGGUGUGAGACGAUGAUGACAAUGAUGAUCAUGAUGGUCAGUAACAACAGCAAAUGUGAUGUCAAACUUUGUUUUAUUUCAUCAUAAAGUCAAAAGCAGCAAAAAAACAUUUGAUAGAAACUGCGAUAUGUAAUGUAAUCUUGCUUGAUAUAACAUGAUGUCAUAAUAGAAACAUGUGAAACUACUUGUCAUCAGUGAUAUUUUUCUGAAAGAACAAAAGCAACCAGUGACAGGAGGAUAUUCUUUAUUAAUUCCUCCUUUGGUAUACAAUUUGAAGUAAAUAUUGUUUUAAGAAGUUCAGCUUUUCUUAACUUUGGGUUUUCUAACGGUAUUUAUAUUAGACAGAUGAUAAAUGAUAAAAUCUCUUAAAGGAGAAAAAUAAAACAUCCUGAUGAAAAUCUGAUUCUUGCAUAAACAAGAAUGUUACUACUUUAUUUUUAGCCUGUCAUCUGUUGCUGGGUAGCAUUAAGGUUCAUCAAAACAAUGAUCUUAAAUAUGCUGAAAACACUUUAAAGCUGCAGAGUUCAGGAAUUAUUAUCUGUGUCACACAAGUGGACCUGUCUCAAGCUAAAUAUUGAGUCAACUGAUUUCAAUGUCAAUUUGAAACAUUAAUCAAGCAAGGCAUCAAUUUGAUUGUGUGUGAAGGAAAACAAGCAG